AUGACUAACUUCAUCGUAAAAAGUUUUGCAAAAUUUGACAUAUUUGGUUCUGAAGUAGGACUAAACUAUUAAAAAGAUAACAUAUUCAAAACAACAUUUGGAGGAUUCAUGAGUUUAGGUUUUUUUGUAUUCUUAGGGAUCUUCUUUUGGAACAGCAUUUUCUCAUUUCUAAACAAAGAAAAUGUUCUUGCUAUCACAAAUAAACAGUUCUACUUGGAUCCUCCUGUUGUAACACUAAAUGCUAAGAAUUUUAUGUUUGCUGUUUAAAUAAGUUAAGAUAAUUUUUUAUAAAAUCCCUACCUAAAUGUCACAUUCGAGACAAGAGAUUAUGUAACUUUGUAAAAUGGGACAAAAAUUAGAAAUCUUUAUCCUACGUAACUAGAACCAUGUACUCCAGAGCACUGGUCUCAACUGCCUUAAUAUGGUGUCAAUUGGACAGACUCCUUUUACAGAUUUAACUUUAAAUAAUUUCUUUGCCCAACAAAAGACUAUCAGUUUUUGUUGGGAGGAUCUUAUAAUUCAGAGCAUUUUUAUCAUUGGAAAUUCUCUAUUACAAAAUGCUCUAAUAAUACCCUGCCAACAGCUCUUUGGAGACCUGUUUGUUAGAGCGAUGAAUAAAUAUAGACGUAUUUUAACAAAACUCAAAAUAUCAGAUUCAACAUUUACACAAGUAAUUUUGUUAUAAAUGCACUCGAUAGUAAGAAUUAUGUGAGUAAUUACAUUGAAGAUUCUAUUUUUUUUUAGAUACAAAAUAAGAAUUCAUACAUAACUUCUGAUAUUUACUUUAGUGAAAACCUUAUCCAAACUGAUCAAAGUCUGCUUCCUUUUCCUAGCCUAACAAACGAAACAAUUAUAUCUUUUCAGAAUGGUAACUAUAGACCAUAAUAUGUCUUUGGGUAGAUUGGAAAUUCAUAUGCCGAUUUCUUUAUCAGAAAAGAUCCUUUUGUUUAUCGAACAAACAGGGCAUUUCAAAAAAUUAGUUAGAUUAUCUCUUACAUUGGAGGGUUCGCUCAAAUAUUUAUUUUAGUAACAGCGAUUUUAGUAAAUUAUUAUAAUGAAUACAUAUACGCAAUAUCAUUGGCUAAUAGAAUUUAUGACUUUUAAUUCUAGAGCAAAAAAACAAACAAAGAAAGUUAACAAAUUUCAUUUGAUAACACAAAAAUAAAUGGAAAGCGUAAUUAAUACAGUAUAGAGAAAGGCAGAUCUCAUAGAAAUGAAUAAGAGAUGAAAUCAAAUAACAAUAAAUAAACAGUAUUAACAGAAAUAAUAGAUUUAGAAAACUAAGACAAAAUAAAGGAAAGUCAGUAGGAAAUAGAUAUGAAUCUAACUAAUAAAAAGCAAAUAAAUAGAGAAGAUGGUGGACUAUUACCAUUAGAUGAGUUAAAAGCAAUCAUACUCUAAAGAAAACUGCAAAUUGAAUAGUAAUAGUUCAAUUAUCAAUAACCAAAAAAAUCUUGCUAUAAUCAAAAAUAGCAAUUAAUUAAAACUGAAGAAUAGACUGAAGUAGUAGUAGAAGAAGAGAUAUCUAUAAAUUAAAUAUAGAUUAUUGGUUAGGAUAAAGCUGUCUAAACUAACUAAAAAAAUGAAGAAAUAUAAUAAUAGCAAUUAGAAAAUUAACCCCCAUAUAAUAAACUUACUCCUGCAAAUUAAAUUGAAUGUAAAAUUGUUAAUGAUGAUAGUAUAAUCCCUGAAACUCCUUUAGAAAUAUAGAAAAAAAAUAUAUUUUAGUCAGAACCCACUUUAAAAAAUGAAAACUAAAUAUUAAGCACAGAAAGUAAUCAGAUAAUUAAAGAUCAAAAAUAAGAAUUAAAAGAUUAUCACUAACAACAGCAAUCAAGCUAAAUAGAUAGGUAGGUUGAAAGCAAUUAGCACUUUAACUAAGAUGCGAUUUCUUCGGAGAAUAUACAGAUUACUUAUAAUUAAGUAUUUAGUAAGAUGAAUACGCUUUAAAAUAAGCUAGAUACUCCAAAAUCUAAAUUUGUUUCUUAAAACAAUAUUCUUUUACAUGGACUUGGAUAUAAAAAUUAAAAAUAAUUCCUUUCAAAAGAAUUUGAAUUCUUAGUCAAAAAACAAGCUACUCUCUAAAUGACUUUUAAAUACUUCCUAUAUAAAAUGACUUGUCAUAAAUUCUUUAAGACUGAAUAAGUUUUACUUUUAGAUAAGGCUAAUGAAAAAAUGAAAUAAGAUUUAGAUAUCUUUACAAUCAUGAAUAAAAUAAAGGAGAUUGAAAAAUUUAAAAAACUAUUUUUGGAUAAAAACUAAGAAAUUCUUUUCAAUUUCUUCCCAAAGCCAGUAAUUUCUAUUGAAAAAGAAGAAUAAAAUCUUACAAGAGCAGAAAUAGAAGAAAAACUAAAAGAAAAUAUUAAAAGAGACUCUUUAUUAAAAUUAAACUAACAAAAAUCACUUAAGGUUAAUUAACAGCAAUAAAAAAAGCUAAAUAUAAGCAUAAAAGUAGCUUCUUUAGUGCAAAAAGCUGCACAGAAAUUUAAAAAACCUCUCAUAUCUAAAAUGGAAAAAUACAACACACUAAACACCUAUAACAUGCUUUAUAACGCUUAUGAAAAGCUUAUAGAAGAAGGAUAAAACAGCAAGUUCAAUAGAAAGCUAAUAGAACUACUUGGUGAUGAACUGUCUAAAAUAUUUGAGAUCUCUACAAUGUUAGCAAACAAAAGCAAAGUAAACUAAAAGUAGAAUUUAACUUUAAAAAUGUGCUAAGACGACAAACUUUAACAGUAAGAAUAAGCAGAUUUAAAUAGUAAAAGGUUUAUAUUUACAGAUUAAAUAGGAUCUCUCCCUUCAACAGAAAGAAAGCUUGGAUUCUUCUCAAAUUAUUAAUGA
Molecule: messenger RNA, 2838 nt
Organism: Tetrahymena thermophila SB210
Lineage: Eukaryota; Ciliophora; Oligohymenophorea; Hymenostomatida; Tetrahymenidae
Product: transmembrane protein, putative
Exons: 9
Biological process (GO): reciprocal meiotic recombination
Cellular component (GO): nucleus
Molecular function (GO): double-stranded DNA binding
Source: RefSeq, a predicted model, not a curated record